AUGGACUACACCAAGAACCUCAGUGACUCGUCGCCGGAGACCCAAAGUACCAUUUCCGGCCACAACUCCAAAGAGCAGUCACCAUCCGAUAAUGACAGCUCGCUCCGGGGUCUGGAGAAGAGCCCAUUAGAAUCGACGGAAGAGAUUGUCACAGACGUCCGAAAGGCUAAAGGUGUCUCGACCUGGAAGUGGGUAUUGACUCUGAUAACCGUAUACGUAACCGGUGCUCUAUAUGGACUUGAUACGACCGUUGCCGCAGAUGUUCAAGGAACUGUUCUUGAACAAUUCGGUGAACCGGAAAAACUGGCCUGGAUUGGAGUUGGAUUUCCAUUGGGUAGUGUUGCCGUUAUCUUGUCAAUGGGGAAAGCAUACGGCAUUUUCGAUGUGAAAUGGCUAUUCUUUGCAACAGCUGUGAUGUUUGAAGUCGGUAGUGCCAUUUGCGGCGCUGCACCCAAUAUGAAUGCACUCAUCAUUGGAAGAGUUAUUGCUGGUGCCGGAGGAGCUGGCAUAUACCUGGGAGGAUUAAAUAUCUUGUCUUUAUUGUCUUCCCCACGCGAACGUCCUCUAUAUAUUGCAGGAACAGGAGUGUCUUGGGGUGUUGGGACUAUUCUUGGCCCAAUCAUUGGAGGGGCCUUUGCGGAGAGCUCUGCCACCUGGCGCUGGGCAUUCUACAUUAAUUUGGUUAUUUUCGCUGUGACCUGUCCCGUUUACAUAUUCGCCAUCCCGUCGCUGGACCCCCAACCGACUCUCAAGCUUUUCCAGAGGCUGGCUGCAGUAGACUGGCUUGGAACUGUUCUCAAUGCUGCAAUUUAUGCUGUCUGGGUUUUGGCCCUCACCUUUGGCGGCGCUGAGUGGGCUUGGAGUGAUGGCCGAACAAUUGCUUGCUUUGUUACUUGCGGCGUUCUAAUCAUACUCUUUGGACUGCAGCAGCGCUUCAAGGUAUUCACUACUAAAGCACAGCGCAUCUUUCCGGCAGGCUUCCUGUUAUCACGAUCAUUGGUAUUGCAACAUUUCGCUACUGCCUGUACAACAACAACAAUCUUUGCGCCAGUGUACUACAUCCCACUCUUUUUCCAAUUCACGAGGGAUGAUGGCGCUAUUUCAGCGGCUGUACGACUGCUUCCUUUUAUCUGUGUCACGAUCUUCUGCAUCAUGUUUAACGGCACGCUUAUGCCAAAAUUUGGAUACUACCAACCGUGGUAUAUCUUUGGAGGAGUAAUGAUUACUAUCGGCGGAGCUUUGAUGUUUACAGUCGAUUCUACUACCUCGGCAUCUCGAGUAUACGGAUACAGCGUCAUCUUGGCCAUAGGAACAGGCGUGGCGAACCAGGCCGCAUACUCUGUUACCCCCGUAAAGGUGGCCAUGGAUCCGCGCUUCGGACCCCAAAUGAUUCCUGACGCUAUUGGCUUCAUUAACAUGGCGCAAAUCGGAGCCGCUGUCCACGCUCUGGCUAUCUCUGGAACCGUAUUUCAGAACCUUGCGUUCCAAUAUCUCCAGAGCGCUCUGGCAGGAUACGGAUAUACGGAUGCCCAGCUGCAUGGUGCCAUUGCAGGUACUCAAAGUCAGCUUCUUGCCCAAGCUACCGACUCUGUCAGGGCCCUUGCUCUGGAGGCUAUUGUCAAGGCAAUGAGCCGAGUAUACAUCCUCGUAAUUGUUGCUGGUGGAGUUCUCUUACUUUCAUCCCUUGGAAUGAAGACCGAAAAGCUCUUCAUGGAGAUGUCAGCCGGAGGUGCUUAA
Molecule: messenger RNA, 1737 nt
Organism: Trichoderma aggressivum f. europaeum
Lineage: Eukaryota; Fungi; Ascomycota; Sordariomycetes; Hypocreales; Hypocreaceae
Exons: 6
Coding region: 1-1737 (578 amino acids)
Biological process (GO): transmembrane transport
Cellular component (GO): plasma membrane
Molecular function (GO): transmembrane transporter activity
Source: RefSeq, a predicted model, not a curated record